Messenger RNA from Quercus robur (English oak), 1479 nucleotides. RefSeq names its product glucan endo-1,3-beta-glucosidase 3-like. The transcript is spliced from 4 exons. The record is from RefSeq and is a predicted model, not a curated record. Lineage: Eukaryota; Viridiplantae; Streptophyta; Magnoliopsida; Fagales; Fagaceae. The coding region runs from base 417 to 1205 and encodes 262 amino acids.
CAUCACUUAACCAGACCACAUUCCAAAUCAAAAUUGCAAAAAAACUGUCCUUUACUUUCUUUUUUUUCCAACCUUCUUCCCUACCUUUUCCCUCCUUUUUGAGGCCUACCCUUCUUGCUUCCACCUUCUUACAUACACCCCAUCCCCAUGUCUCCUUUCCUUUUCUCAAGUUUCCUUCUUUCUCUCUCUAAAGGGUGCACUUAUUCCACAAAACAUAUAUAUAUUUAUACACAUGUCAAGAGCUACACUAUCCUUUACUCUCCAACAACAUCAUUGAUUCUUCUCUAGUUUAUGAUAUCUUUGCUUCACUUUUCUCUGUUUCAAACCAAGUGGAAAAGCAGAAUUUGAUUAUUGAAGAGCUAGCACCAUUAAAGAACAAGAGGAAGAAGACGAAGAAGAAGAAGAACGCAUUUGAGAUGGAAGAAAGGGUCUUUACCUGUCUCAUAUUUCUCCUAUUUGGUCAUUUCCUCUGUUCAGGUUCAAUUUCAACAAAGAAGAUAUCAAUAGGGUACAGCACAGAACAAGACCAUGAAGUAAAACAAUUGUUGCAUUUCACUUCCUCAAUUUCAACUACCCAAAAAGACAUUACUACUCCAAUCACAACAGUUCCUACAAUAACUCCAGCCAGUACCACACCUUCUACAACAACUCCAAUUAUAAACCCAACCUCAAACCCUGAUACAAGCACACCAGCAGUCAACAUGACCCCAAUUACAAACCCAGCUCCUGCAACUACAUCACCUGCAACUUCAGGGGCUAGCUGGUGUGUUGCUACCCAAAGUGCACCACAAAAAGAGUUACAAGUUGCUUUAGACUAUGCUUGUGGGUAUGGUGGUGUUGAUUGUUCAGCAAUACAGCUUAGUGGAAGUUGUUACAACCCCAGCACCAUUCGUGACCAUGCAUCAUAUGCGUUUAAUGCGUAUUAUCAGAAGAACCCAGUUCCAAAUAGCUGUAAUUUUGGAGGAACUGCUAUGAUUACAAGCACUGACCCAAGUACUGGGACAUGUCAAUAUGCAUCCACUAGCACAAGUUCAUCAUUGUUAAACACAACAAAUUCGAGUGGCUCAACAGUUUUUGGAGCUGUCCCUACUGGCCCCUCCACCCCAUCAUCAUCAUCGGCAGCUACCACAUUAAAGAGCUUAUUGUCACAUUCCUUUAUCAUUACAUGUCUCAUGACAUCGUUCCUGGGUAAAUGUCAUAUCUGAGAAGGGUGGAAAUUGCACUCAGCAUUCACUACAUAAUUGGAUCAAGUCAAUUUGAUCGCAUGCUGGCUUUUUUGAGUGACUGAUAAUCAAGCAUAGAUAAAUGAGUGGCACAUAUGUUUUUUUGCAGUCAUAGACAUAGGUUUGUUUUGAGAUUAAUCUUAUACUAGAUAUGUAAAUUAGUUGUAAGAGAAGACUCGUAGUGUAGAAGAAAAGCGAGCAAUAUGGAGGGUUCUGUAGAGAUAGUAACCAUUAAUAGUUUUCUCCCUUUCUUUCU